This is a messenger RNA of Camelina sativa (false flax), 1358 nucleotides long. Its product is annotated as putative GATA transcription factor 13. Gene Ontology annotation, cellular component: nucleus. Gene Ontology annotation, biological process: regulation of DNA-templated transcription; cell differentiation. Lineage: Eukaryota; Viridiplantae; Streptophyta; Magnoliopsida; Brassicales; Brassicaceae. The record is from RefSeq and is a predicted model, not a curated record. Gene Ontology annotation, molecular function: sequence-specific DNA binding; zinc ion binding.
AAUCUUUUGAAUAUAAAUCCUUCCAUUAAAACUUGUCUCAAUUUCCUGAUAUUGUACAAAUUAAAACUUGUCUCUAUCUAUCUCAUGUUCUGUAAUCCCUAAAUCCCCAAUUGGGACAAAUUAGUGUCUCUCUCUCGCUCUCCCACACACCCUUUGCUCGUGCUUGGGGAAUGCGUUCUGUGUAGUCAGCAGCUGUAUUGGAAGUGAGUGAGAAAUGAGUAACGGUUCUUGGUUACCUGAAGAGGACUUGAAGGUUCUAGCGGAUAAUUUCUUCGAUACUCUUGUUGAUCAUAUGGAUGAUUUUCCCCUUGAAAACAUCGAAACCGCUGAUGAUGAUGAGGAAGAUCGGGUUGCCGGGUUUCAAAACCUCGGUCCUCCACCAUUCGAUGUGCUAGCAAGUUUGUACACUGAGCUCACUUGCAAGAAGCAGGCGAGUUCUUCAGAUGUCUCGUCUACUGUUGAUAGCUCCCCUCCUGAUGUCAAAGUCUUGAAGGUAAUUCAGUCUACAAGCCCAGUCUCAGUUCUCGAGAACACCAACGGUUCCGCCUUGUCCCAUAACCAAAACAGAAUUCAGAGACUUGGAGCAGAGAUGUCUCAGCAGUUGGUUCCGGAUGAAUCAGAAUCUGAAACUUACCUCUCUUCUGAGAAUUCUGCCAAGAAUAAACGCAAGAAACAGAAGAGUCCUGCCCGGAAAUGCACUCAUUGCGAGACAACCAGGACCCCGCAGUGGAGGGAAGGACCCCGUGGACCUAAAACCCUCUGCAAUGCUUGCGGAGUACGGUUCAGAUCAGGCCGUCUUUUUCCAGAAUACCGUCCAGCAUCAAGCCCGACCUUCGUCCCAACUGUACAUUCAAAUAUGCACAGAAAGAUCGUAGAGAUGAGAAGGAAAGAUGAAGACCAGCUUGAUACCUGAAAGAUCCGUACCGUGACUUCCUGAGCAUAUAUAGGAGACUAAAACAGGGCUUUGUAACUUCAGCAGACCCAGUGAGUUUGGUCUAUGAUAAAAACAUAUCCGUAGAAUUGGUUAACUAUCUUCUCUUGGAAGACUGAUAGUGUUUGUCUUUUUUUUUGUUUAUCUGAUGCGGAGAGUUUAGGGUACUUUUUGUUGAAAUUUAGGGUCUUCGUUGUUGUUUGGUUAUGUUUGAAAGAAGAUGUUUGGCUGAUAUCUAUUUUUUAUCAGAGUAGUGUAGUGUAGUGUAUUGCACCUUAGGCUUGGGGUUCGUAUCUCCUCACUAAAAAGAGGACUAUUAACCCUCUUUGGUCCCCGACCUGAGGGGUUUACGGGUCUAUUGCCAGAGCCUCUCGAAUAAGAGUGAUGUAAUGCCAUUUUUUGUUUUGUUAAGCUAUAUAUUUGUAGA